AUGACGAUGCGAGUGUGUAAGACAACAUUGACGCUCAGGUGUGCCAAUGAACAUAAAAUAAUAGCGUCGUGUUCAUUUGAUAACGAGUUGUAUUUACUGUUUGAUUCUGAGCCCCAUGAAGUGUACCGAGUACAAAGCCAAAUCACCACCGAUGGCCCACAAACGGUGUCGAAGACGUGUGACUACUCGGAACUCCAUGACGGUCCUUUGGCACACACGGAACUCUUCUGUAAAAUGGAGUGUAAUUGUAAGUCACAGUUUCACUCGAUUUUCUGUUUCAAUGGAGAUAUCUUUAUACUCAAAUUACUUCCGGGGAAGAUUCUAGUUGUGAAUGGGUUCAUCACAUACAGUCUUCGAGCAGACUCUGUCGACGGCAACGGGAAAAUUUAUAUAUUAAACGACGACGUCUUCAUUCAAGCAACUCCAAAGACCAUCUUAACGACUUCGUUGACCUCUAUCACAGAAGCCGUAUAUAAAAAGACGGACCUCCAUUACAAAGAGUUCAAAUUUUGUCAUGAAGUCGUUGCACUCCAAUUUUUGAAGUCGACGAAUUGCUUCAAGCAGAAUGAUAUCGACCGAGUCCUUGGGAGAAAAGUGAAUGAAAGAAUGGAGAUGGCAGUAUAUGGAAAAGGAUACCCCGUCGUCUUUAAAGACGUUAGUAACGAAGAGAUGUCGACAUUCACAUCUGCGAUACCGGACUCAAGAAACAUAGAAGACCUCUGUUAUAACCCAUUCUCCGAUAAAUACGUGUUACUGUCUGAUAACUUUGGUAGACUUAUACUCUUCGACACGGAGAAUAGAUUCAUCGUGAAGACACUCGCUUCAAUGCGGGACGCACAGAUGUGUUGGAUCAAUAAGACUCUCUUUUUGGUCUUUUCUGACUUCCGAAAGGUGAUGGAAAUACACAACUGCUUUGACAAAGAAAGAAUCGCAUUUCUCAAAUUCAAGCAGUCUGACGAUGUCAUGGUAUUCCAAUCAGGAGAGGAAUCCGUCGCCUUGUUGGUCAACAAGAAACUCAACUUCCUCAACUUCAAUUUCAAUUGA
This is a messenger RNA of Entamoeba invadens IP1, 1044 nucleotides long. RefSeq lists its product as hypothetical. The transcript has a single exon. The coding region runs from base 1 to 1044 and encodes 347 amino acids. Lineage: Eukaryota; Evosea; Mastigamoebida; Endamoebidae. The record is from RefSeq and is a predicted model, not a curated record. Gene Ontology annotation, molecular function: protein binding.